AUGUGCGGCCGCUUUGCGCUCGGGCUGAGUGGAGGGGAGUUGGAGGAGGCGAUCGCCAGGGAUUACUUCCAGCCACCGGCACACCACCAGGGGGCGCGAGACCAGGAUGGCGAGCAGCAGCAGGAUGGAAACGAGGCAGACGAGCAGGAACAGGCUGGCGGAGCGGCGCAGGACGGGGAGGGAAGCGCUCCUCGCGAUGAGGUGGGGAAGUCGACUCACCAGGACGCGCUUCACUGGAGCUCGUUCGAGGCGCAGAGCACUUUCAGGCCUCGCUACAACGUCGCGCCGACCACCCAAAUCCCGGUUGUGAGGAGGACAAGGAAGGACAAGGAGACGUACGAGCUGGACCUGAUGAAAUGGGGACUCGUGCCGAGCUGGUACUCGGAGCCUCCUUCCGCCGGUCUCUCUACGAUCAACGCGCAAUGCGAGUCCGUCUUCGAAGGCACGCCCGCUUGGCGUCAGCCGAGGCAGACGAAGCGGUGCCUCGUCGUCGCGCAGGGAUUCUACGAGUGGCUCAACAAGCCUGGCAUGAAGGAGAAGCAGCCGUACUUUGUCAAGCGCAAGGAUGGCAAGCUGAUGGCUUUUGCGGGGCUUUGGGAUCACUGCGACUUCAAUGGCAACUACGACCCCGUCACGAGCUGCACGAUCCUCACCGUCCCCGUCAACAAGCAGCUCCGAUUCCUCCACACCCGCAUGCCCGCCAUCCUCCCCGACCACUCCGCCAUCGCGCUCUGGCUCUCGCCCGAGGGCUGGUCCGACAAGCUCAAGAGCAUCAUCAAGCCCUUCGAGGGCGAGCUCGAGUACUAUGCGGUCGACAGGGGCGUGGGGAAGGUGCAGAAUGACAGUGCCGACUUUAUCAAGCCCGUCGCACAGAAGAAGGGCUCGCUCGAUUCGUUCUUUGCCAAACAAGCCGCCUCGUCUCCCUCGAAAUUCACCGCCUCGACCUCGUCGCCGAAAAAGUCGUCCGUCUCUCCUCCCGCUCCGACCAAGAAGUCCGCUUCGCCACCCUCCGCCUCGUCCUUGCCGGUGAAGGGGAUGAGCAAUGCGAGCACAAAGAAGGAGGAGGACGAGGAGGCGUUGGACCCGGACGAGGCGGACUCGGCGAAGCUCGCCAAGAUCGAGGAGGACGUGAAGAGCGAGGAGGAGGCGAAGCCUGCGACGGCUGGGAAGGGCAAGGGGAAGAAGCGCGCGAAGCCGGAGUCUGGGUCGGAAGGCGAGAAGGUCGAGGUGCUCGACCUGUGCGAGUCGGACGGAGGAAAGGACGAGGACAAGCCGUCGCCGGCCAAGAAGAAGAAGAAGACGGCGGAGAAGCGGAAGGAGGAGAAACAGACGGACGGGAAGGGGACUGAGGAGCUGACGAACUUCUUCCCCGUCGUCGAGUGA
Messenger RNA from Rhodotorula toruloides NP11, 1383 nucleotides. Its product is annotated as DUF159 domain protein. Lineage: Eukaryota; Fungi; Basidiomycota; Microbotryomycetes; Sporidiobolales; Sporidiobolaceae. Gene Ontology annotation, biological process: DNA damage response. The coding region runs from base 1 to 1383 and encodes 460 amino acids. The transcript is spliced from 8 exons. The record is from RefSeq and is a predicted model, not a curated record. Gene Ontology annotation, molecular function: single-stranded DNA binding.